Messenger RNA from Eruca vesicaria subsp. sativa (arugula), 915 nucleotides. The record is from the annotation of a GenBank genome assembly. Lineage: Eukaryota; Viridiplantae; Streptophyta; Magnoliopsida; Brassicales; Brassicaceae.
GUUUCGAUCAAUCGGUUAGGGUAUUAAUCAGGGCUUCAAAGUUUUCAGCUUCACUCAAGAAACAAUUCACUUCCUUUACUCCGCCGUCGCUCACUUUCUCGCCGGCGUUCCGACAAUACUCUGUUUCCGACCGUUUAACAGAGAGAAGAAGAAUGGAAUCAAGACCAAGUGGACCAGCGAUGUUGACUGUGGAGGAGAAGGCCGUUUUAAACGAAGGAAUAGGUUUGAUACUUUCACGGUGGACUGCCAUGAGAGCCGCCGUAGAUAACGGUUGGGGCGGUCGAGACUCUCAUCUGAAAGCCAACCGCACCGUUUCCAAUGUUCUUGAUUACUUCAUCCGUCUCAAAGAUCCAACAAUGGGUUUUGAUGGGUUAGCUGAUAUUCUAGAGAAUGGUCUUAAUGAGUUAAACACUAUGGCUGAUGAUGGAAGUCUUGAGGAGGUGACAGAUACGUUACUAGAUUUGUAUUAUGAAUGUCUUGAAGGCAACUACGAAAGGGUUGAGAAGCUGAGGGUAACUAGUUCUCAGACGAAAGCAACUGUUGUCAAGGUUUCAAAUGGUAAUGAUGAGGAUGAUGGGGAGAGUGAUGAUGAAGAUGAUGAGGAUACAGACAUGAGCAAUGAUCAAAGCACAGAUAUGAUGGUGGAUGCAUCUGAGCAAUCCUCAAACCUGCAACAAGAAGCCAUGCCGGUUGAUGAACCAAAAUCUGAUGAUGGCUGGACUGUAGUUCCAAGUAGAAAAAACAAGGGAAAGAGGAAUUAAAACGGUUUUAAUUCCAAUGGUAUUUGUGUAAUGUCAAACAGUUUUGGUGUGUUUUUGUUUUUAAUACUGACAUAAUAUAUUGUUUACUUUCUACUAAACAAAAUCUGAAGGUUUAAGUUAUUGUUUUUCACAUGGUAAUUUGCUUAAGGUUCUC